Diachasma alloeum is the source of this 1974-nucleotide messenger RNA. RefSeq lists its product as uncharacterized. Lineage: Eukaryota; Metazoa; Arthropoda; Insecta; Hymenoptera; Braconidae. The record is from RefSeq and is a predicted model, not a curated record. Gene Ontology annotation, cellular component: extracellular region. The coding region runs from base 33 to 1649 and encodes 538 amino acids. Gene Ontology annotation, biological process: carbohydrate metabolic process. The transcript has 5 exons. Gene Ontology annotation, molecular function: chitin binding; protein binding.
UCCAGACGUUUUCAGUCCCGCUGACGACGAUCAUGUCGCCAAAGUUUAUAUUUCUACUAGGAUGCCUUACUCUACUUGCCGUUACGGUGAGAGCGCAAGAUGAUGAGGGAGAGGACGGGCCUGGUCCUAAUGCUGAGGAGCUGUGCCAGGACAGGCCUGGUGAUGAAUACUUCCGUCUCAGUGUCGAUGGCGACUGCAGGGACGUCGUGAGAUGCGACAAAGCUACUGAGAUUGGCGUAACCCGAUUGGCCUCUGUCAAGUGUCCAACUGGUUUGGCAUUUGACAUCGAGCGACAAACCUGCGAUUGGAAGACUAACGUCAAGAAUUGCGAACAACUUGAGAAGCCACGUAAGGUACUUCCAAUUCUCAAGACAGAUGAGCCCAUUUGUCCUGAGGGCAAAUUGUCCUGUGGUAAUGGAGACUGUAUUGAGAAGGAACUCUUCUGUAAUGGAAAACCAGACUGUAAGGAUGAGUCUGAUGAGAACGCUUGCACCGUGGAGACCGACCCGAACCGCGCCCCCGACUGCGACCCAACCCAGUGCGUCCUCCCCGACUGCUACUGCUCCGCCGACGGCACCAGAAUUCCCGGUGGCAUCGAGCCGUCGCAGGUCCCCCAGAUGAUCACGAUCACGUUCAACGGUGCCGUGAACGUCGACAACAUCGACCUCUACGAGGACAUCUUCAACGGCCAGCGGAUAAACCCCAACGGCUGCCAGAUCCGCGGUACCUUCUUCGUCUCCCACAAGUACACAAACUACUCAGCCGUGCAGGAUCUCCACCGGAAGGGUCACGAGGUGGGCGUCUUCUCCCUGACCCACAAGGACGAUCCGCAGUACUGGACCCAGGGGACCUACGACGACUGGCUAGCGGAGAUGGCAGGUGCCAGACUGAUAAUCGAGAGAUUCGCCAACAUCACUGACGGCUCGAUCAUCGGCAUGCGAGCGCCGUACCUCAGGGUCGGUGGAAACAAGCAAUUCGAGAUGAUGUCCGACCAAUUCUUCGUGUACGACGCCUCAAUCACCGCCUCCCUGGGUCGCGUCCCCAUCUGGCCGUACACUCUCUACUUCAGGAUGCCCCACAAGUGCAACGGAAACGGCGGCAACUGUCCCUCAAGGUCACACCCCGUCUGGGAAAUGGUGAUGAAUGAGCUCGAUCGUCGUGACGAUCCGACGUUCGACGAGUCCCUGCCCGGUUGUCACAUGGUGGACUCGUGCUCCAACGUUCAGACUGGCGAGCAGUUCGGGAGACUCUUGAGGCACAACUUCAACAGACACUACAACAGCAACAAAGCUCCUCUCGGCCUCCACUUCCACGCGUCGUGGCUCAAGAGCAAGAAGGAGUACAGGGACGAACUCAUCAAGUUCAUUGACGAGAUGCUGACUAAAGGGGAUGUCUACUUUGUCACGAUGGUACAGGUCAUCAAGUGGAUGCAGACACCUACGGAGCUGUCAGGGUUGAGGGACUUCCAGGACUGGAAGGAGACUUGCGAUGAGAAGGGACAGCCGUACUGCUCGCUCCCUAAUGCCUGUCCUCUUACUACUAGGGAACUUCCUGGGGAGACUCUGCGACUCUUCACCUGCAUGGAGUGCCCCAACAACUAUCCCUGGCUUCUUGAUCCCACUGGGGAUGGGUUCACUGUUAAGAAGUGAGGGGGCGAAGUGUUGCGAAGUGGUAGGUUGGGAGGGGGAAGAAGUACCAGGAGAUGAGGCGAUUUUCACUUUUAGGGACUGGAGAGGGUCUCGGGGACCACGGGUUUGGAGGAAACGCACGAAAAAUUUAAUUCAUAAGUCUGUUGGAUUUCUAUUGAAUUUUCUAUUUGCUUUUGGCUAAUUCUACUGAAUUGUUCAGUUGAACAUAUUCUAUAGAAGCCUAUGAAAUUAGAUUCUUCUGUACAACCUAGUCUGUUGAGAUAUUUUCUAUAGAAUUUCCUCGGCUCGAUUUUUUUUCAUUCUAUUGUUCUUUUCUAUUUUUAUA